ACAGCGGUCAUUUUGGCCGCCCUCGGGACAUUCUCUGUCAGCCCCUCCCUCGCGCGGCGUCAGGAUCGAAGCGACGAUCCAAGAAGGCGCGAGAGACCGGUCUGAGGGUUGAUGGUGGUGGCGGCCGCUGUGCCCGCAUCUCCGCUGGGUCAUCCGCCGUUUCUGACUCUGAUCAGCUAGUGACCAAUGGCGGCUGCCGCGCGGAGGGACCCGGCUCCAGUGAGUUCCCAUGGCUGCAGAAGUGCUUUUGAAACUUACACAGCCCUUAGGUCUAGGAAUCUUGGAGAAUCCCCAAGCUCAGGGUCCUGAGUCCAGGCCCAUAGUUAUAUUGAUGUGUUUCCAUUUUGGGCAGCCAUUGGAAAGAGAUGUACAACUUAUGAUAGGAACAGGUACCAGCAUGUGGAACUGCUUCGAGUCCCUGUCAUACCAGGCCAGUGUAACCUUUGAAGACGUGGCUGUAUACUUCUCCUGGGAGGAAUGGGAUCUCCUUGAUGAGGCUCAGAAACACCUGUACUUUGAUGUGAUGCUGGAGAACUUUGCACUUACAUCCUCCAUGGGUUGUUGGCGUGAAGUGGAGUACCAGGAGGCACCUCCUGAACAAAGCAUUGCUGUAAAAGGAGUGUCACAGGUCAGGACUCCCAAGGAAAAUUCAUUCUCCCAGAAUGCCUACCCCUGUGAAAUAUGUGGUCUGGUCUUCAGAGAUACUUUGCAUUUGACGGAGCACCAGGAAACACAUCAUGGGCAGAAACUGUACACAUGUGGAAAACAAUUCUUCUUCACUGCAGACCUUCAACAGCAUAAGAGACAGCAUGUUAGAGAGGUACCCUUCAGAAGUUCUGUGGACAGCACCUCAUUUAUAAAGAGUUGUACAGUCCAUGUGUUAGGGAAGCCCUUUAACUGCAGGGAGGUUGGAAAGGGCUUCUUGGCCAGCCUGGGAUUUCUCCAUCAGCAGAACAUUCACAUGGAGGAGAAGCCAAAGAGCAGUCACAGAUGUGGGGUGGUCUUUCACAAUGGAGAAAGUCAUCACAACUGGGGAGAAUACAAGAAAGCUUUCAGUCACACAGACACACUUGUUCAGGACCAGAAAAUCCUCACCAGAGAACGGCUUUUUGAGUGCAGCAAAUGUGGGAAAGCCUGCACUCGAAGAUGUAACCUCAUUCAACACCAGAAAGUCCACAGUGAAGAAAGGCCUUAUGAAUGCCAUGAAUGUGGAAAAUUAUUUACCUACUACUCCAGUUUCAUUAUACAUCAAAGAGUUCACACUGGAGAAAGGCCAUAUGAGUGCCCAGAAUGUGGGAAAUCUUUUAGUCAGAUCUACAGCCUUAAUAGCCAUAGAAAAGUUCACACUGGAGAAAGGCCUUAUGAAUGCAGCGAAUGUGGGAAAUCUUUCAGCCAAAGGUCCAAUCUCAUUCAACAUCAGAGAGUUCACACUGGAGAAAGGCCUUAUAAAUGCAGUGAAUGUGGGAAGUCUUUCAGCCAAAACUUCAGCCUGAUUUACCACCAGAGAGUUCAUACUGGAGAAAGGCCUCAUGAGUGCAGUGAAUGUGGAAAAUGCUUUAGCCGAAGUUCCAGCCUCAUUCACCACCGGAGACUUCACACUGGAGAAAGGCCAUAUGAAUGCAGUAAAUGUGGGAAAUCAUUUAAGCAAAGCUCCAGUUUUAGUUCACAUCGGAGAGUGCACACAGGGGAACGGCCUUACGUGUGUGGGGAAUGUGGGAAAUCCUUUAGCCAUAGCUCCAACCUUAGGAACCACCAGAGAGUUCACACUGGAGAAAGGCCUGUUGAGUGCAGUGAAUGUGGGAAAUCUUUUAGCUGUAAAUCUAACCUUAUUAAACACCUGAGAGUUCACACUGGGGAAAAGCCUUAUAAAUGCAGUGAAUGUGGGAAAUGCUUUAGCCAAAGUUCUAGCCUUAUUCAACACUGGAGAGUUCACAUUGGAAAAAGGCCUUAUCAGUGUAGUAAAUGUGGGAAAUCUUUUGGCUGCAAAUCUGUCCUCACUCAACACCAGAGAGUUCACCCUGGAGAAAAGUCUUAGCUAUACAGGGAAUGCAGUUUUCUUUUAGUGUAAUUACACUGAAGGAGAACACUUGUGAGAGAGCCGUCUAUCUGAAUCGAAGCCCCAACCUGUGAAGUUAUAUGGUGGGGAGAUUCCCCCUAUGUUCCAAGUAUGUGGAAACUUUAAGGAGCUGUGUUACACUUUCUAACCUGCCAUUUCUGGCCCUUGCCAUUUAUGUCACUGACACUUUCUGAGGCAGAAGCCAUAUUACCUCUUCCACUUGCCAGGCCCACAGAGUAUGCAUGAUUUGCUACCCUAGUCUGCUCAGGGAAGCAGACCUCUGCAUUCUUCUCAUUUGCUGAAGGAAGUCAUGAGUAGGCUAAGCUCUUAGGGGGUCCCCAUUCCCUUGUCUUUGACAAGUUAUGGUACAGACUCAACUCAGUUUUGUACCAGAGAACCUGAUAAGAGUUUUGUUGGCAGCUUGCCAGGAAGGACUACCUUUUGGGGGGAACAUUGUUGGUCUCAUUGGAUUUUUCCAGUCUGUAGGUCACCAACUUGGGAACUUCUUGCCUCAUAUUGCUUUGAUUUUUUGCAAUAAUAAAGGCUUUAUUAUUUAAACAACUUUUAAUCUUGGGGUUUGAUUCACUAUAUGAACUGGUUUGGAAAACAGAAAUGGGACCUGCAAGAUUAUUAUAGAGUAAGCACCAUAUAUGUGCACAUGUGGGGAGUUCUUAUUUGUGUGCCUCAGAGAUACAGUAUGAUGGGAGAAUAUUGUUCUCUUUUCAGUUUUGGCCUAAUUUGAAUUGUUUCUGAAGGCCGCCCUAGGAAAGACUGCAGGGCUCUAUGGUCCUAAUUUGUAGACUGGAUACUAGGACUUUUUUGUAUGCUAAUAGGACACCCUGAAGAGGCAUGGAAUUGUGACAACCUUCAUUGCUUAUGAAUUGUUUGUUGUUCUAUGGGGAUAUCACAGAAUGACCAGUCCUGUUUGAGAGCAGUCUAUACCCCAGGUUCUGCAAAGCCAAGUGCCCCAGUGCCCAUAAUUUAGUAGUCUAGAGUCACUGUAAAAUUGCAGGGGUUGUAUAACUGGUACAGAAACACUGAAUUCAUAGUAGAGGAGACUGUAGCAAACUAGAUGGAAUGUGCUUCUUGUAAAAUGUUCUAGUGAUUGUGCAGAAACAGUAUGUUUAAAAAUUUUCAAGAUCUCCAGGCAUGUGUAUUUUUUGUAGCUGAGACCAUUGUCAGAAAAAAUGAGCUAAAGGUUUUGUGUGUUUCAGUAGCUUUUCUGGGAUAUUCACCUGAAGGCCAUUGCUGCACAUGCCUGGAAAACAAACAUAAAGAAGGGACAUUCCUUCUCCCAAGGACAUGGCUCUGUGACCUACCAUCAUCCUGUGUGGAAACGAACUUCACGAUUCAACAAUAUUUGCUGCCAUUGAGGGAAAGUUACCCUUCCAAGGUCAUCAGAAAGAUACUGAGUUGAUAUAGGCUUAUCAAACCUAGUAAUAAACUUACUAAACCAUUAUUGUAAUUAUCGCAAUUAACAUAUUGGUCACACCUAAUUUACCUCAUAUGCUUUUCUAGUCUCUUCCUCCGCUCCCUGACCCUCAAGGCAACCAUUGAUUUGCCUUCAUUUAUAAUAGAUUAGUUUGUAUUUUCCAAAAUUUUACAUGAUUUGAUUUAUAAAAUGCUUAUUAUUAUUUUUUUUUUUUUUGUAGAGACAGAGUCUCACUUUAUGCCCCUUGGUAGAGUGUCGUGGCAUCACACAACUCACAGCAACCUCCAGCUCCUGGGCUUAAGCGAUUCUCUUGCCUCAGCCUCCCGAGUAGCUGGGACUUACAGGUGCCCGCCACAGCACCCGGCUAUUUUUUUGUUGCAAUUUGGCCGGGGCUGGGUUUGAACCCGCCACCCUUGGCAUAUGGGGCCGGCGCCCUACUCACUGAGCCACAGGCGCCGCCCUAAAAUGCUUAUUUUUUUUAUUUCAUUCAUGACAUAAUUAUUUUAAGAUUCUUUAGUGGUAUUUAUGAGUUCAUUCUUUUUAUUAUAUCUUUUCCUCUGAUAUGCCAUUUGUUUCUCCAUUCAUCUAUUUAUAAGCACUUAGAUUAUUUCCAGGUUUUGGCCAUUAAAAAACAAGGCUGCUAUAAACAUGCAUAAUAUUUAUACAUAUACAGGUAUCAUUUCACUUCUCUCGUGUUAAUAACUCAAAGUAAUGCCAGAGACACAAGGUAGGUGAAUGUUUAACUUGCUGAGAAACUGCCAAGCUUUGUUCACUUUUGCUUACUCACCAGAACUGUUGAGAAUUACAGUUCUUCCACAUCUUUGCCAAUACUUUGGUAUGGUCUGUCUUAGAAUUUGUCCUUUAUAAAGUGUGCAGUGGUUUUAAUUGUGUUUGCCUAAGCAUUAAUGAUGUCAAACAUUUUCAUGUUUUUUUCACCUUUAUAUAUUCUUUAG
Nycticebus coucang (slow loris) is the source of this 4441-nucleotide messenger RNA. RefSeq names its product zinc finger protein 211-like. The transcript is spliced from 5 exons. The record is from RefSeq and is a predicted model, not a curated record. Lineage: Eukaryota; Metazoa; Chordata; Mammalia; Primates; Lorisidae. The coding region runs from base 230 to 2035 and encodes 601 amino acids. Gene Ontology annotation, biological process: regulation of transcription by RNA polymerase II. Gene Ontology annotation, molecular function: DNA-binding transcription factor activity, RNA polymerase II-specific; RNA polymerase II cis-regulatory region sequence-specific DNA binding.